Molecule: messenger RNA, 1799 nt
Organism: Octopus sinensis (East Asian common octopus)
Lineage: Eukaryota; Metazoa; Mollusca; Cephalopoda; Octopoda; Octopodidae
Product: major egg antigen
Exons: 4
Coding region: 743-1690 (315 amino acids)
Biological process (GO): response to heat; protein refolding
Molecular function (GO): protein folding chaperone
Source: RefSeq, a predicted model, not a curated record
UAUUCCUAUUCUUUACUCUGGAUCCCAGUUGGAUCUUACUUGUCUUGGCGGCGGCAUUUACUGGUAGCUUGGGAAAUCCACAGCUACAAGUGGAUUGUUUCAAUGAUAUUAUAAAACGGGACGGAAAGCGAUAGAAAUAAAAAAAAAAAGAGAUAAUUCAACAGAAUCAAAGAAUAUUUACGUAUAUAUAUACAGAUAGAUAAAAACAUUUAUAUAUAAUCAUCUUUGAAGUUUGUGAAAAUAUUUAACUAAGCAAGAGUACGUAAAUUGUAUUAAGACCGGGAGGCAAUCCUAACACUGGUAACAGCCGUUACGCAGUCAUACAUAUCCACUUCGACAGGGUAAUUGUUUUUUGACAAACAGAAAGGAAAUCAUUAUUUUUGUUGGAAGAUAUCAGUUAUACUGGACAAACACAAUAGAUCCAGUGGCACUAGAUAAGAUAUAGUAUAAAUACUAUUUUGCGAGGGAGACAUCAAAUUGUUGAAAAUUUUUCGUCAUACCGGCAAGCUUUUCUGUUGUAAUUGGAGAUAACAUUUGUCUGAUAGCAUCUUUUACAAGGAAUUUUUGGUGACACUGUAUUGAUACUUAACGGCUUCUAAGCAACAUCUACUGCGAGACAAAAUUACUGUGUAAUUUGUACAUACAUACUAAGGCGUACAAUUUCCCUCGGAUCUUGGAUUUUACUUUAAAAAGCUCUCCAAAAGAAUAUAAGUGUUUCUGAAGCAUCUUUGAAUUCAUCAAAAUGUCGACACGAAUUCCUAUUUUCAAAGACGAUUUAAGCUUUGAAGAUCGUCAAUCUAAAGUUUGGGAAGACAUGACCAGAGACAUGGACAGACGCCGCCGAGAAUGGGAAAAUGAAAUUGAAAAUGUUCGCAAGGGUUUCUUCUCUUUAAAACCCAAUGGUAAGUUUGAUAACAUCGCAAGUCGAUUAGGAGAUGUUGAUUUUGGAGUUGGGAGCAGUAUUGCUUCCGGCAUAAAACCAAGUGUAUGCGGAGACUUUGACGAUGCUACAGGUAUUAUUGAGAAAGAUGCUAACGGGAGACCUGUCUUCAAAGUACGCUUUGAUGUCCGAGAUUUCAAACCAGAGGAAGUCAAUGUCAAAAUGGACGCCGAUAAAAUGCAAGUCCAUGCUAAACAUGAAUCGAAGACAGGAGGGUCUUCAGUGUCUCGUGAGUACUCUCGAUCUGUAAAUAUACCCAAAGAUAUCGACCCAAUGAAUUUACAAUGCACGAUGUCGAAUGACGGUAUACUGAGUAUCGAAGCACCAUUACCUCUACCCGAAUAUGCAGCCCUAAACGAUUCGCCAAGCAGAGGAUCGACUGGUGGUGCUAUGUCGCCACCGCCAAACUCGGCUGCUCACUCGACGUCGAUCAACAACAGUGCCACACGUCCAGUCAUUGAAGAGAAAAAAUAUAAAGAUGAAAUCGAUAUUGAAGAUUAUAAGCCGGAAGAGAUCACUGUUAAGACACUAGACAAGAAGUUGGUAAUAACUGCUCGUCGCGAAGAGAAAAUCGGUAACCGCACUACAACUAAAAACAUGAGCAAAGAAUCUACCAUACCUGACAAUGUCGAUCCACUCUCUGUAAAAGCGUUCUUUGCUGAAAACGGUCGUCUGCUUAUAGAAGCUAUCUAUAAAUCUGAUGCUCGCUGCGGAAGUCCCCUUACCCGUACAGAUGCCCACCACACAUGAUUGCCACUAUAAACAGUUCACAUGUGUUUCAAUCGACAAUUAUGUAUUAAAAUUAAAAAAAAAAAAGAUGGUAAAAAAUGGUAAAACAAAAAUAAAUCAAGAAGAAACG